AUGGGCUCUGCGAAUUACCGAGUUGCGCAGGUUAAGCUUGUAGCAUUGGCUCGCUGCUCUUUGCAAACCUUCGACCUGUACACCAAGCUCGACAUUGCGCCUCCGUUUAACGUUACCGCCGAGAUCGAGAUUGCGGGAGGCAGUGUUAGCAAUACCCUCUUCUUGUACUUCGAUAACGACCAUCGUGUCGGCCGCUGGGACAAACGAGUCCACGAUUGCGAGAGUAUCCCAGUCGAUGACACCUUACGAGCCAUUCAAGUUGCUUCGGCUGUGUUUCGUAACGGCAUCCACACCAACGCUCGUCCCACGGUUUUGGUCAAGUUACUUUUGGCUGUCAAAAAACAGAUUAAAGGCCUGGAUACUAUCAUAGCACUUGCUGCAGCACGUCGUCUAGAUCAAGCGGGCUGGGCUACACGAGUUAAAUGUUGCCUCGCCGGUCUCGAGCGUCGGACCUGGUAG
Messenger RNA from Anthostomella pinea, 459 nucleotides. Lineage: Eukaryota; Fungi; Ascomycota; Sordariomycetes; Xylariales; Xylariaceae. The record is from the annotation of a GenBank genome assembly.